Salvelinus namaycush (lake trout) is the source of this 1944-nucleotide messenger RNA. Its product is annotated as sodium- and chloride-dependent glycine transporter 2-like. Gene Ontology annotation, biological process: glycine import across plasma membrane; sodium ion transmembrane transport; synaptic transmission, glycinergic. The record is from RefSeq and is a predicted model, not a curated record. NCBI's taxonomy places the organism in Eukaryota, Metazoa, Chordata, Actinopteri, Salmoniformes, Salmonidae. The transcript is spliced from 15 exons. Gene Ontology annotation, cellular component: membrane. The coding region runs from base 1 to 1944 and encodes 647 amino acids. Gene Ontology annotation, molecular function: glycine:sodium symporter activity.
AUGAGUCAGACCACCAUCAUUCUGGGCGCAGAUGGCAACACGUCUGUUCAGCCCGGCGCCGUGACCGGGGUAAGUUCCCAGGAGGACGAGAGUGGAGAUGAGAAUAAGGCCAGGGGAAACUGGACUAAUAAAUUGGAUUUCAUCCUGUCCAUGGUUGGUUAUGCCGUGGGACUGGGAAACGUGUGGAGGUUUCCAUACCUUGCCUUCCAAAAUGGUGGAGGUGCUUUUUUGAUCCCCUACCUGAUAAUGUUGUGCCUCGCCGGGAUCCCUAUCUUUUUAUUGGAGGUUUCCCUGGGUCAGUUUGCCAGCCAGGGCCCGGUGUCCGUGUGGAAAGCCAUUCCAGCUCUGCAAGGUUGCGGGAUUGCCAUGUUGAUAAUAUCUGUCUUGAUAGCCAUAUACUAUAACAUUAUUAUGUGCUGGACACUGUACUACCUGUUCGCUUCGUUGAAGGGCUCACUGCCAUGGGCUAACUGUAAGAACGAGUGGAACACGUUGGACUGUAAGGACAAAGACAUGCUUCUCUUAGACACGUGUAUCCUCCAUGAUAAAAACAUCACCUCUGUAAAGAACAGCUCGUUCUGUCUGUCGGCUCAAGCCAUUGGAAACCUGAGCAAACUGGUUAACAUGACCUAUCCGGACAACCAAACGUACGUCAGCCCCAGCGAGGAGUACUUCAAGUACAAUGUCUUGCACAUCUCCAAAGGGAUAGAGUACCCUGGAGACAUCCGCUGGCCCCUCGCAGGCUGCUUGUUGCUGGCCUGGUUGAUAGUCUACCUCUCCCUGGCCAAAGGAAUCAAGUCAUCAGGGAAAGUGGUGUAUUUCACAGCUACGUUCCCCUACGUGGUUCUGGUCAUUCUGUUGUUCAGAGGAGUGACCCUUCCAGGGGCUGGCGACGGCAUCCUCUACUUCAUCACACCCAAGUGGGAGAAACUCUAUGAUGCUAAGGUGUGGAAGGAUGCUGCCACCCAGAUCUUCUUCUCUCUGUCAGCAGCCUGGGGAGGCCUCAUCACACUGUCUUCUUACAACAAGUUCCACAACAACUGCUACAGGGACACCAUCAUAGUGUGCAUAGUUAACAGUGCCACCAGUAUAUUCGCUGGGUUCGUCAUCUUCUCCGUCAUUGGAUUCAUGGCCCAUGAACUGAAGGUGCCCAUUGAGAAGGUGGCAGAUGAAGGUCCAGGCAUAGCAUUUGUGGUGUACCCGGAGGCUCUGACCAGACUUCCACUCUCUCCGUUCUGGGCCAUCAUAUUCUUCCUCAUGCUGCUGACCCUCGGCUUGGAUACCAUGUUUGCCACCAUUGAGACCAUAGUGACGUCGGUGUCAGAUGAGUUCCCCCAGUAUCUGAGAAAGAACAAGCCUCUGUUCACGCUCAUCUGCUGUGCCUGUUUCUUCUUCCUGGGAUUCCCUAUGGUCACAGAGAAUGGGAUGUACAUGCUCCAGUUGGUGGACACGUAUGCUGCCUCUUACUCUCUGGUCAUCAUUGCCAUCUGUGAGCUAAUCGGAAUCUCCUACUUCUAUGGCCUGCAGAGGUUCUGCGAGGACAUUGAAAUGAUGAUUGGCUUCCAACCAAACCGCUUCUGGAGAAUCUGCUGGGCCUUUGUGACUCCAACCAUUCUGACUGGUAUCCUGGGGCUGAGUCUGUACCAGUGGAAGGUGAUGACCUAUGAGGACUACACCUACCCCCCCUGGUCCAUGGUGAUGGGCUGGCUGAUGGUGGUGUGUUCUGUCAUCUGGAUCCCAAUCAUGUUUGUCAUCAAAAUGCACUUGGCCCCGGGCAGCUUCAAGGAGCGUCUGAGGCUGGUGUGCUCCCCUCAGCCCGACUGGGGUCCCUUCCUGGCAAAGCACAGAGGGGAGCGCUACAAGAACAUGAUGGACCCCCAUGGAUCCAACUCCCUGGGCCUCAAACUGCCCCCCAAAGAUUUCCAGCUGGGCACCUACCAGUAG